Molecule: messenger RNA, 288 nt
Organism: Parastagonospora nodorum SN15
Lineage: Eukaryota; Fungi; Ascomycota; Dothideomycetes; Pleosporales; Phaeosphaeriaceae
Exons: 2
Coding region: 1-288 (95 amino acids)
Source: RefSeq, a predicted model, not a curated record
AUGUCCAAAUCAACAAGCACCUCGUCACCACCUUUCUACAUCAGCCAAUCAACCAACAGCAAAGGCGUGAGCAUUGGAAAUGGUCUUUUUGCUGGUCGUGAAUUCGGAGCUGGCGAGCAGAUUACAGCAAUCGACCGGCCUUUACUCGGAUCUUUAGAUACUCAGUACCUCCACGACACGUGCGCGAAUUGCUAUGUCUGGACUGAGGGAGCAUCAAGCGGCACACGACUAUAUUGUGCGGGAUGCCAGCGUUUCCGAUAUUGUAGCAAGGUAUGCGGAGAGUUCUAG